This is a messenger RNA of Gongylonema pulchrum, 357 nucleotides long. Lineage: Eukaryota; Metazoa; Nematoda; Chromadorea; Rhabditida; Gongylonematidae. The record is from the annotation of a GenBank genome assembly.
AUGAUCAUGAUGAUCGUGAUUACGAUUAUGACAAUUAUGAUGAUCAUGAUUACGACUAUGGUGAUUAUGAUCAUGACUGCGAUUACGAUGAUUAUGACUAUGGUUAUGAUGAUUAUGAUCACGAUCAUGAUUAUGAUGAUUAUGAUCACGGUUAUGACGAUGAUUACGAAAAAUAUGAUUGAUUAUGACCACGAUGAUUAUAGUCGUGAUUGUGAUGACCAUGAUUAUGAUGAUUCUGAUUAUGAUCGCGAUUAUGAUGACUACGAUUAUGACGACUACGAUUACGAUAAUAAUGACUAUGAUUAUGAUGGUCGUGAUGAUCAUGAUUACGAUUAUGAUGAUCACGAUCGUGAUUGA